AGGGGGCGCUUGGAGGCGGCUCGCGUAGGCGAACCCAGAUCGGAAGCUGUUCGUUGGUAUGCUCAGCAAACAACAGACGGAGGAGGAUGUGCGCCAGUUGUUUACACCGUUCGGGACAAUAGAAGAGUGUUCAAUUCUAAGAGGACCCGACGGUGCAAGUAAAGGGUGUGCGUUCGUGAAGUUCAGCUCACACCAGGAGGCGCAGGCGGCCAUCACCAGCCUGCACGGAAGUCAAACUAUGCCGGGCGCGUCCUCGAGCCUGGUGGUGAAGUUUGCUGACACGGAGAAGGAGCGGCAACUGCGACGAAUGCAGCAGAUGGCCGGCAACAUGAGCCUGCUCAAUCCGUUCGUGUUCAACCAGUUCGGGGCGUAUGGCACCUACGCGCAGGUCAUCACGGAGCAGCAACAACAGGCAGCCCUGAUGGUGGCGGCGACCGCGCAAGGGUACAUCAGCCCGAUGACUGCGCUCGCGUCGCACGCUCUCAACGGGAUGGCCAACUCCGUGGUGCCGCCUUCCUCUGACAGCUUCACCGGUCUAGCGAUAGGGACGGGCGGCGGGCAGCCGCUGAACGGCGCGCUGCCGUCGCUCCCGUCGCCCACCAUGCCCGGCUUCAACAUGGCCGCGCAGACCGCCAACGGCCAGCCGCCGCCGCAGGACGCCGUCUACACCAACGGCAUACAUCAGACCUUCACAGGCCCCCCUCCGAUAAGAAGACGAAGGCAGACACAACAUGACGUGGUCUACACCAACGGCGUUCACCAGACGAUCUCAGGCCAGCCGAUUUCAACUGUUCCAGCGGUGCCUGUGACCGCACAGGGACUGCCCAACGGCGAGGCGGCGGCGCUGCAACACGCGGCCUACCCGGGCAUGCAGCCUUUCCCUGGAGUCGCUUAUCCAGCGGUUUACGGCCAGUUUCCGCAACCCAUCCCCCCACCGAUGUCGACCAUUGCGCCGGCGCAGAGAGAAGAUUUUCUGAUGUUCCCAGGCUGCUCGAUCUCAGGCCCCGAGGGCUGCAACCUGUUCAUCUACCACCUGCCCCAGGAGUUUGGGGACGCGGAGCUGAUGCAGAUGUUUCUGCCCUUUGGGAACGUGAUCAGCAGCAAGGUGUUUAUUGAUCGUGCCACCAACCAGAGCAAAUGUUUCGGUUUCGUAUCUUUCGACAACCCGACGUCAGCCCAGGCGGCCAUCCAAGCGAUGAACGGCUUCCAGAUCGGCAUGAAGCGCCUGAAGGUCCAGCUGAAGCGGCCCAAGGAUGCGAACCGGCCUUACUAACCCCAGACGCCGUCCCUGCGCGUUCAUUACGUGACCAUGGUGGCGGCAGGAACAUACCCUACGCCCACGGUGCGGUUGUUCGCGUAUUAUCAACAAUUCUAAGGAAUUUAAUAAACGUUUAUUGUAUAGUAAAUAUCAUUACCUACGUACUUAAAUAAAAAAUAUGCAAGCCGAGUCGGCGAGUAUACUAAAUUAGUUAAAGUAAUUUAUUAAA
Ostrinia furnacalis (Asian corn borer) is the source of this 1487-nucleotide messenger RNA. RefSeq names its product CUGBP Elav-like family member bruno 3 (gene bru3). The transcript is spliced from 12 exons. Gene Ontology annotation, molecular function: RNA binding. NCBI's taxonomy places the organism in Eukaryota, Metazoa, Arthropoda, Insecta, Lepidoptera, Crambidae. The record is from RefSeq and is a predicted model, not a curated record. The coding region runs from base 59 to 1273 and encodes 404 amino acids.